AUGGACUUUGCCGCCCCUGCCUGGCAACCAUGGCUCCCCAAAACCCAGAUGGACAGACUCGACCGCGCCCAGAACCAGGCCCUCCGUCGGGUUACUGGGAAAGCCGCCUACACUCCAGUUGAGGCCCUGCGUCUGGACAGCUGCAUGCAGAGCUACCGGACCAUCUCCCAGAGACUCACAGCCAUCUCCCGGGAGAGAGCCUCCAGGUGCCCCGAGGACUACCCCGCUCGGAUCGCCCUGGAGAAGGACCAACCUCACCGGCUCUGCAGAGACAGCUGGAGAGAACUCAGCAACAGGAUCAGUUCCACCCUCCCCAACGAGCUCGCCGACAGGGAGCCCCUUCUCACCAUUGAGGAAGAGGUUUGGACACCACAGAGACGUUGGCGGGUCAACAACACCGGCGGAGGCUUGGGACGCUCCGAAGAGACGAAACAGAGGGCGACCGAGAGGAUUCGGAACAUCAACGCCACAUGGACCAUCUACACAGACGGUUCCGCCAAAGAUGGGACUAGGGACGGAGGGUCAGCAAUGGUUGUUACGACAGGUGACCCCCUCGACCCUCAAACCAUCUUCUCCGAGACGAUUCGCGGCAGGAUGCUCACCUCCUCGUUUGACGAAGAGAAAGAGGCACUGGGAGCUGCAGAUAGGUGGUUGGAGGAUAACACCCCUAACAACAGUGACAAGGGCCUUAUUUGCACUGAUAGCCAAGCCCUGACAUCGGCCCUGGCAAACGACAGCAGAGAAGUGAGCAACAUCACUAGAAAACUUGACACGCUCAACCGCGAGAUCAUCAUUCAGUGGAUCCCUAGCCACGUGGGCAUUGUAGGGAACGAGAGGGCCGACGAUCUGGCCAAUGAAGCCUCUGGGUUGAAGGAGAGAGCAAAACCAACCACCUACAAGAGCGCCGUAGCCACCAUCAAACGUACGAUUAAAGACCCAAGCCCCUCUCACGUCAGAAAAGCUCAAGUCUACCAAAAGCUGUCAAGAGAACGUGACGAAAAGACCCUUCUGUCGAGAAGAGACGCAGUCAUGCUAGCCAGGCUACGCUCUGGACACAGCAUGCUCUUGGCCGGGUAUAGGACCCUGAUGAACCCCGCCGAGAGCCCCUCCUGUCCCAGAUGCGAGGAGGACAACGAAACAGUGGAACACUGGCUCCUCGAUUGUCCGGGGACGCUAGCGACCAGACAAGAAAUUUUCGGACGUACGAAGGUGGAAUUGUCAAUUCUCACCGAGGACCCAGAAGGUGUGGUCGCGCUGGCGAAGCGGACCCUUGGGAGAACUUCGGCGCACCCACAAUGA
Messenger RNA from Symsagittifera roscoffensis, 1299 nucleotides. RefSeq lists its product as uncharacterized. The coding region runs from base 1 to 1299 and encodes 432 amino acids. Gene Ontology annotation, molecular function: nucleic acid binding; RNA-DNA hybrid ribonuclease activity. Gene Ontology annotation, biological process: DNA replication, removal of RNA primer. The transcript has a single exon. The record is from RefSeq and is a predicted model, not a curated record. Lineage: Eukaryota; Metazoa; Xenacoelomorpha; Acoela; Convolutidae.